GAGGGAAACCUUAGUUUUUAACUGUGCUAUGGAGUAGAAGCAGGAGGUUUUCAACCUAGUGACAGUUACAGAGCAGCACCUACCCCCCCUCCUCCUUUCCCCACCUGCAAACUCGUUUGCUUGUGCUGAAUAUUUAGUGUAAUUACAUCUCAGCUUUGAGGGCUCCUGUGGCAAAUACCCGGAUUAAAAGGCUGUGAAAAUACCUGUGUUCAGUCAUGAAGGCGACUCUCAUCUUCCUACUGCUUGCACAAGUUUCCUGGGCUGGUCCAUUUCAACAGAGAGGCUUAUUCGAUUUCAUGCUGGAAGAUGAGGCUUCGGGGAUAGGCCCAGAAGAACACAGUCCUGUCCCUGACCUGCCAGACUUGGACCUCCUGGGGCCUGUGUGUCCCUUCCGUUGCCAAUGCCAUCUGAGAGUGGUGCAGUGCUCUGAUUUGGGUUUGGACAAGGUGCCCAGAGAUCUUCCCCCUGACACAACACUGUUGGACCUGCAGAACAAUAAAAUAACAGAAAUCAAAGAUGGAGACUUCAAGAACCUGAAGAAUCUGCAUACAUUGAUUCUCGUCAACAACAAGAUUAGCAAAUUCAGUCCAGGAGCAUUCACACCUCUGGUGAAAUUGGAACGACUUUAUCUGUCCAAGAAUCAUCUGAAGGAAUUACCAGAAAAGAUGCCCAAAACUCUCCAAGAGCUUCGCGCCCAUGAGAAUGAGAUCAGCAAAGUGCGGAAAGCGGUGUUCAAUGGACUGAACCAGAUGAUUGUCAUAGAACUGGGCACCAACCCACUGAAGAGCUCUGGAAUUGAAAAUGGAGCCUUCCAGGGAAUGAAGAGGCUCUCCUACAUCCGCAUUGCUGACACCAACAUAACCACCAUUCCUCAAGGUCUUCCUCCUUCCCUUACUGAAUUGCAUCUUGAUGGCAACAAAAUCACCAAAGUAGAUGCAUCCAGCCUGAAAGGACUGAGUAAUUUGGCUAAGCUGGGGCUGAGUUUCAACAGCAUCUCUGCUGUGGACAAUGGCACUCUGGCCAAUAUUCCCCACCUGAGAGAGCUUCAUUUGGACAACAACAAGCUCAUCAGAGUUCCAGGAGGGCUGGCAGAGCACAAGUACAUACAGGUCGUAUACCUUCAUAACAACAACAUCUCAGCGGUGGGCUCAAAUGACUUCUGCCCACCUGGAUACAACACCAAAAAGGCUUCUUAUUCAGGUGUGAGUCUUUUCAGCAACCCUGUCCAGUACUGGGAGAUCCAGCCAUCCACCUUCCGGUGUGUCUACAUGCGCUCUGCCAUUCAGCUUGGAAACUACAAGUAAUUCUCAAGAAGCCUUGUGUUUAUAACAUGGCAAAAAUCCUGUUAACGUUGUUGCUUACACACACACACACACGCACACACACACAUACACACACUAAAAAAAAAAUUGAAAGCUAAGAUACUAGAAAGUUAACUGUAUUGAGGAUGUGUUUCCCACAUGACCUAUUAAGUGUCAAAUCAAAUACACAGUUUAAAUAAUUGCCUGCAAUAAAAAUAUUUUGCCUGCUA
Jaculus jaculus (lesser Egyptian jerboa) is the source of this 1531-nucleotide messenger RNA. RefSeq names its product decorin (gene Dcn). Gene Ontology annotation, molecular function: protein binding. The record is from RefSeq and is a predicted model, not a curated record. Bases 216 to 1304 code for a protein of 362 amino acids. NCBI's taxonomy places the organism in Eukaryota, Metazoa, Chordata, Mammalia, Rodentia, Dipodidae. The transcript has 8 exons.